CCCUCUCUAUCAUAUCGAGAAGAGUACUGCAUCGCAGGAGAAGGGAGACUCGAAACACCCACAAAGAAAGAAACCGCGAGCAACCCAAAUGCGUUGUUGAAGCGCCUGAGACAGGCAAAGCAAAGCGCAGAUGGAGAAUCUCAAAGCAGUCGCGGCUGUCGGAGAGCCGGACAUGGGCGUCGACGGCAUGCACUGCAACUUCCACCCUUUCAACGCUUCGGGCGGCGGCGGGAUCUGCGCCUUCUGCCUCCAGGAGAAGCUCGGCAAGCUCGUCUCCUCCUCCCUCUCCUUCCCGAGCCAACGCAACUCCUCGUCCCCGUCGCCUUCCCCGUCUUUCAGAUCCGACGACGUCGUCCCUUCGACGUUGUCGUUCACGUCCUCCUCGAUGCCCCACCGGGCCCACAGUGCGCACCACGCCAAGCACUCGAAAGUCGCUUCCUUUUUGGCCAAGAAGAAGAAGAAAGCCACGGUGGAGGAGGAUGCUGCACCGAGCAUGGUGUUCCGGAGGAGCAGGUCCAUCGCCUUCUCUGCUGCUACUCCUCAAAGUUGCCAUUUUUAUGACGUCGGUGGGCAUGUUUAUAGCCCCAGAAAGAGGGGUGGGUUCUGGUCUUUCAUGUCUCUCUCCUCCUCCUCGAGGCCGCAAAACGCAAGGGACAGAGACUCAGGGCAUUCUCUGUCGAGGACAGGACAAGCUGUGGUCGAAGAAGAUAAUGUUGCUGUCGCUGCUCAAAAUGGCGUCUCCGCUUCAUCUUUUGAGAACAAUAACAAGGUCUCAAGAUCCAGAUCUGUGGGGUGUGGGAGCAGGAGCUUCUCAGGGGACUUCUUUGAGAGGAUCUCCACUGGGUUCAUUGGGGACUGCACGACUCUGAGGAGGGUGGAGUCUCACAGAGAAGGCAAGCCACCCAGAGCCUCCACCUCCACCACCUCGGAGGCUCAUCAUCAUCCUCAUCAGUGCAUGAAGGAGAGGGUCAGGUGUGGGGGGAUCUUUGGUGGGUUUGCUAUUGCCAACUCAUCCUCGUCCAUCUCAUCAUCCUCAGCAUCUUCCUCAUCCUACUGGGUCCCAUCAUCCUCCAAUUCAGCCGAAGACAAUGUCAAUCACAGCGGCGUGUCAUCAAAGCCGCCAGUUUAUUCUCAUCAUCACGGCAGGAGCAAGAGCUGGGGCUGGGCUCUUGCAAGCCCCAUGAGAGCUUUUAGCAGGCCUUCUUCAGGGAAGAGAUCUGCCAGUGCUUCCAUCAAACCCACUUCAGGCAUGAACGGAGCUUCCUUACUGGCUGUUGGAGGCUGAGAGAGAGAGAGAGAGAGAGGAGGCGCUUGUUAGUCCGAGUCUGGUCUUAUACAUAAAUCAGUCAUUUUUACAAUGCUUGUUGAUAAGGAUCUGUUUCAUUAGUUUCAGCUUGCAUCACAGUGUAGCACUUGAUUCCCACUUUUUUCUCUUGGCUCAUUCAUGUCUCUUGUUCAGUGGAAUGCUCAUAUGUGUUGGUUUUGAGAUUGACCCACCUUCCACCUCUCUCCCUCUGUCCUCUUUCUGGGGAGAGACAGAGCAUCCAGAGAGUCCCAUGUGAUUGUUCAAUCGUUCAUCUUCUUGAUCUUGUAUUCUUUGUAGUGUUAAUUGUUUUCUUCUGGGUUGCUGAAUCUGAUCGAAUGGUCAAUGGUACAGGUGUUUGUUGACUACAAUAACAAUGCAUGUUGGAGGGGGGC
Molecule: messenger RNA, 1698 nt
Organism: Rhodamnia argentea
Lineage: Eukaryota; Viridiplantae; Streptophyta; Magnoliopsida; Myrtales; Myrtaceae
Exons: 1
Coding region: 131-1285 (384 amino acids)
Source: RefSeq, a predicted model, not a curated record